Messenger RNA from Blepharisma stoltei, 1715 nucleotides. The record is from the annotation of a GenBank genome assembly. NCBI's taxonomy places the organism in Eukaryota, Ciliophora, Heterotrichea, Heterotrichida, Blepharismidae.
AUGAACAAAAGAGUUUUGCUUGCGUUUACAACUUUUAAAGAUUCAAUGAGUGCAGUGGAGGUAUGCAACGUUGUAGAAGGAAAAUUACUAGAAAUAGAUAGUAGCCUUAAAAUUACGAAAAUUCCUCUUACUCCCCCCCCAUCCUUGAUCGAACGAUUGACUGUAAAAAUUCCUAAAAAUUGGGGAAAUUAACCCCAACCCUUGAUCGAACGAUUUUCAUAUCAUGCAAAUUUUUAUAUAUAUAUAAAAUAUAUAUUAUUUAUCAAAAGCUUGGGAAGAUGCACAUAAUGAAGUUAUUUUCAGAGCUUUGAGAUGACAGAAAGCUGCGGAAUCAACCAUCCGAAGUGAUUUAAUCAUCAACCUAGGCUUAAAAACUCAAUAAUCUAAUAAAAUAGAGAUUCUUUAAAAUUUUUUAAAAAAAAAAUUAAUUUAAUAAGGAACAAAUUAAAAUUUAUACAGUUUAAAAGGGUAACUAAUAAAUCAAAAUAUUAAAAAUUGGUAUUUUAUGAAAUUAAUUCAAUUUUUAGCUGUAAAAAUAAUUAUUAAAUACUCUUAACCCUCUUAUUUAAAAGUAAAUAAAAAAAAAACAUAUAUAUAUAUAUUUUAUUUUAUAUAUAAAAUUUUUUUUACCAAAAAAUUUUUUUUUAACCCCCAUCCUUGAUCGAACGAUGACGAGUCGUUCGAUCAAGGAUUGGGGGGGAGUUAGUGAUGGAGGUGAAGGGUUUUUACAUACAGUUGAAAAUGCAUUUUGCGGGAUAGAAGGGAGUCAAUUUAGAUAUGGAAGAUUAGAAGCUAUUGAUCCAUUAGGGAAUAUGCGGAAUGCAGAAUAUGGAAUUUUAGAGAUGAAUGGAGAUAGUAUUGGUGUGAUUGAAAUGGCUGCAAUGUCAGGAAUUGAAUUUGUCCCGUUUGAGAAUAGACAUCCAAACUUUACUACAAGCCAUGGAACUGGACAAGCGAUUUUACAUUUGUAUAGCCACGAAAACAUAAGAAAAAUUUUACUUGGGAUUGGAGGUAGUGCGACAGUUGAUGCAGGAAUUUCUCUGCUUUAUGCGUUAAACUGUCUAGAGUUUGAAUUUGAAGGCGGAAAUCCGGAAUUUGUCACUGGAAAAGACUUAAGAAGAUUAAAACAGAUUUUGCUAUCAGAAAAUUCCGAAAUUUUACAAGAGCUUGAAAUUACGAUUGCUUGCGAUGUUAACAAUCCUUUGCUAGGACCAAGAGGAGCUACUUAUGUCUUUGGUCCUCAAAAAGGCUUAAAGCAAGAUGAAUUGGAAUAUUAUGAAGAAACAAUUAAGAUAAUAAGUGAGAAAUUGAAAGAAAUUAAAAAUAAAGAUGACAUUGAUGUUUUUCCUGGGAGCGGAGCAGCUGGAGGAAUCGCUGCAGGGCUUAAGUCAUGCUUUAAUAAGGUUAAAAUCGAAAAAGGAAUCGAUAUGAUAGCUGAGACAUUAAGACUUAAUGAAAUUAUUCAAGACUUUGAUUAUGUUUUCACAGGAGAAGGGAGAUAUGAUCAGCAAACAGCAGGCGGAAAGCCAGUUAGUAAAAUAAAAGAAUUAGUAACAAAUCCUAUUAUUAUUUGCGGAAUGAAUAGCUCUGAAGAAACAUUUCGAGUAUAUGACUUAGCAAGUAGAUUCGGUAAAGAACAUUCUAUGAAAAACACAAAACAGUGCCUAGAAUUGAUAACUCAGGAAAUUUAUGAAAAUGAAAUAAGGCCAUACUAA